Messenger RNA from Colletotrichum paranaense, 126 nucleotides. RefSeq lists its product as uncharacterized. Bases 1 to 126 code for a protein of 41 amino acids. The transcript has a single exon. The record is from RefSeq and is a predicted model, not a curated record. Lineage: Eukaryota; Fungi; Ascomycota; Sordariomycetes; Glomerellales; Glomerellaceae.
AUGGCGCGGAUCGAUGUCAUUCAACGAGGGGAAAACAAAGUCGGGGUCGCUCCGAUAUCGUCGGCCUUCACAUCUGGGGUCCGGGGACCCUGGGGUUUCUCAGUGAUAUCAGUGAAUUCAGUGUAA